AUGAUCCUGACUAAAAGAACAGUAGGAGUGAAGUUGAUGCAUGCGCUGUUUAUUCUUGUGCUGUGCGCGCUGCUUAAAGAGGCAGCUGCCUCAACUGUCUCUGAAGGAAGCAUAGACGCAGACGGAAUGGCAGAUCUGGGAACAGAAAGCGCCAUUAAAUGGCUGAAAGAGUACAUUUCCCAAAAAGAAGUGUGCGAUAGCAUCAGCCUGUCGCCUGAUGGGCUGCUAUCGCUCAUGUACGAGGAAGAGGUGAACAACAUAGUUAAGGUGGUUGUGUGCAUAUGCUUUGGCCCUGAAAAUCUGCAGAUUUCUGAUAACUGGGAAAAGGUAAAGCUCGCUCUGGUGGAGCUGAUUGAAAGAACAAAUAACGGAGCAGACGUGAUCAAUGCAAAAAGCACAGCCCUGUACAACGCAAUAGUCAACCACCCUUCUCGUGUGCCAUACUCUGAAGAAGUACUGGUCGAUUCAUUGCGCAGACUGUUUGGAAUAUCUUCUGAAGAAAGCGAGCUAAAAAGACAAUUUUUGUCGGUUAAGAGUCUGCACAGCGGAGAAAAAAAAGAGAACAGCGGAUACACGCUAAACCACCCCGUGGACGUGCUCAACAUGCUCUAUCUGCACGCUGUUCUCUAUGGCAUAGACAUCAUGGAAAACAAGCUGCUCAGCUGGAAUCUCACCAUAAACACAUUUUUGUACAACUUGGGGAAAGAAGUUGACCGGCUCAUGAGAGACGCAUACAACUCGCCAAAUGAGUACAUACACAGAAUGCACAUAUCAGACUAUUUGCGGCUGGUAAGACCUGAAGCAAACAACUACUGCAAGGUAAUCAACAACAUUCUCAACACAGACCAGCACUGCUACACCUUGGAGCACAUACAGAAGCCCAGAGAAACGUACAAUGCAGAGUUCAACAACAUAAAACGCGUUAGCACAGGGUUUUAUCGAAUGACGCCAGCUACGUACAUACACCCUUUCACGAGAUUCACGAUAAGGAACAAUAUCACGAUCAAAAAAAGUGAAAGCUACAGAGAUGAUGAUAUUUAUUUUUUGAAUGACUGCUGGUACCUGGAUCUCACCCACGACUACCCCUCAGUUAAAAAAGAAUUGCAGAGACCGCACACGCUAAAAGACGUAAUAAUACCAGAGCAUAUAGAGAACAUCGUUAUAAACUCGGAUAAUAUAAGCCCAGAAGAACGCGUAGAGAUAGUUGUGCGGUGCUUUGGCAGAAACAAUUACAAUAUCUACACAAGAGAUGCCUAUUCUGGUGCUAUAAAUAGAUCCAGCGAGAAAAAAGCAGUAGACACUAAGACAGAACAAAAAGAAACAAUAACUGGACAGACAGUGUGUGUUUCUAACUUGCAGUGUGCAUGA
This is a messenger RNA of Nematocida minor, 1368 nucleotides long. RefSeq lists its product as uncharacterized. Bases 1 to 1368 code for a protein of 455 amino acids. The transcript has a single exon. The record is from RefSeq and is a predicted model, not a curated record. Lineage: Eukaryota; Fungi; Microsporidia.